Molecule: messenger RNA, 1563 nt
Organism: Prunus avium (sweet cherry)
Lineage: Eukaryota; Viridiplantae; Streptophyta; Magnoliopsida; Rosales; Rosaceae
Product: Homeodomain-like superfamily protein
Biological process (GO): regulation of DNA-templated transcription
Molecular function (GO): DNA binding; DNA-binding transcription factor activity
Source: RefSeq, a predicted model, not a curated record
AUAUAAAUGGGCCUCUCUGUUCCUUAUCAGUUUUUAUCUGGGCAAUGCUAGAGACCGAGACACGGAGAGAGAGAGAGAGAGAGAGAAACAACAGAGUGAGUGAAAAAUGGAGCUGAGCUUGGACACCAGUCUGGUGUUUAUCCCAAAAACAAUCUCUGACUUCCUCGUGCAGCUCUCAACCAUGGAAGAUAGCUCUCAGAGGUCGUCAGAGCUUGAUGCUUAUGUGAAAAGGCUCGAAGAUGAAAUGAGAAAGAUUGAAGUUUUCAAGCGCGAGCUUCCUCUUUGCAUGCUGCUCUUAAAGGAUGCAAUUGAGAGGUUGAAGGAUAAAGUAAUGCAGUGUAAGAAAAUGGAAGAUCGGCCUGUGAUAGAAGAAUUCAUACCAUUGAAGGGUAAUCUGGAGGGAAAGGAAAACAGUGACAAGAAGAACUGGAUGAGCUCUGCUCAGCUUUGGAGCACAAGCCUCAAUGUUUUUGAGUACAGCAACCACGACUCUGUAUCAGGACUCAGACUGAGGAACGUAGAAGAUGAUCGGUCGGUGCCUGAGAAUCCAAUUGAGCCAAGUAAUAACAGAGCCGUGGGAAGGACAUUUGUGCCAUUCAAGGAACAAUAUGAGUCUGGUUUUACAGGAACGUGUCUUAAAGAUGACAAGGAGGUCUCACAGGUCCCAAGCCUUUCUCUUAUGACUCCAUUGAUGUCUGAAGCACUGGAUGCUUCUACCAAUACAAACAUUAAGAGCAACAACAACUGCAGAGGCGGUUCAGGUUCUGGUUUGGCUGGCCAACUCAAAUUACAGAACAAACCUCAACAGCAAUCACAGCAGCAACAACCCUUUAGGAAGCAAAGGCGAUGCUGGUCACCUGAGCUUCACCGCCGCUUUGUUGAAUCUCUUCAACAGCUUGGAGGAACACAAGCCACUCCUAAGCAGAUAAGAGAGCUUAUGCAGGUGGAUGGUCUUACCAAUGAUGAAGUGAAAAGCCAUUUGCAGAAAUACAGGCUUCAUGUCCGAAAGCUUCCGACUUCUUCUGCUGCCAAAGGCAAUGGCAUAUGGAUGCCCCUAGAUCACAGUGCAGACCAUUCUAAGGCAAACAACUCACAGUCUGGUUCUCCACAAGGUCCUCUCCUUCCAGGUGAGUUCGCCAAAGGUCGAUCUACAACUGGAGGUGAGUCAGAUAACAGCAGAGAAGCAGAAGAAGAUGAGAAAUCAGAUGGCCAGAGUUGGAAAGGUGGGCUUCUUCACAACAACCAAGGAGGAGAUGUAUAGACAUACAAUCAUCCCCCAUGAAUUUUGCAGAUACAAAUAUACAUGGGGAAUCAUAGUCUCUGAAUUAUGAGUAAUAGUAAUAAGGUACCUUUAGCAAAAAGAGAAGGGAUAUGCAGCUGAAGUUUUUUUUUUUUAAAAUCUUUUGAGGCACUGCUUUAGAAAGAGGAGAUGUGAAUUUGCCAUUGUUAGAGCAAGUUUCUUCGUCUGGUUCUUUUAUACAGGUUUAUGUAAUGACCCCUUAUUGGUUGUAGGAAGUAAGAUGAAAAUGUUCCCAACAUAAUAUUCACUUUAUUUUAUUUGUA